This is a messenger RNA of Phycomyces blakesleeanus NRRL 1555(-), 360 nucleotides long. RefSeq lists its product as hypothetical. The record is from RefSeq and is a predicted model, not a curated record. The coding region runs from base 1 to 360 and encodes 119 amino acids. The transcript is spliced from 4 exons. NCBI's taxonomy places the organism in Eukaryota, Fungi, Mucoromycota, Mucoromycetes, Mucorales, Phycomycetaceae.
AUGUCUCCUUCUAUUCAAAUGCACAACACUAAUUGCUACUGCACCAGAUGCAAUAAUAAUGAUCAAGGAGUUUCCCGAGUAUUGAGAUGUACUGCUCAGCGUCAUAAUAAAAGAGCUAGAUUUGAAGCUGAAAAGAGAAGCAUGGAAGUAGAUACUGAAAUAAUCCCAAUAACAAUAGAUGGUCAGACCAACUCACCUAUUUUGGAUAUCAUCUCGACGUUUGACAACGACAUCUUUGGUGGUAAUAACUACAAUGGUGAUGAGUCUUACAUGACCUAUGACAAUGACAGUGAUAACAAUGGCAAAGAAGACACUGCCGAGAUUUAUGUUGAAGAGUUUAACAAUGAGAGUCAGUUUUAA